Exophiala mesophila is the source of this 1786-nucleotide messenger RNA. RefSeq lists its product as uncharacterized. The record is from RefSeq and is a predicted model, not a curated record. The transcript has a single exon. Lineage: Eukaryota; Fungi; Ascomycota; Eurotiomycetes; Chaetothyriales; Herpotrichiellaceae. The coding region runs from base 1 to 1746 and encodes 581 amino acids.
AUGUCUCCGCCACCUCCAGAUCCACAUCCUCACCAACCUGAACGACCAGCCGAAAGUCAGGGUGAUUAUCACAUCCACCCUUCUGCAGAGAUGAUAUUUCACGCGAUCUUGGAUUACAGAUCUUUGCGAAGCGGCCUCCGAAUCCCUCCAAGGGACCCUGUUCCAGGUACAGCGCCAUUGGCGCAGAACGAAGAAAACAUCUCCGGCGAUCCCCCAUACCAGGGCACGAGUAUUCGAAUGAUGCAGCCCAGAACUUUUCCCGAAGAUUCUUACAGUCUGUCGCCCAGGAGAGACGUAUCUCAAAAUGCUGCUCUGGCCGAAAGUCAAGCCAUUUCAACCGGCCCCACCCAGCACUGCUCACCAUUUCAAUUGGCUCGACAAUUUGCCGAGAGUGUCUCGUCAGACUUGACUGCUCAGGAGUGCGGCCUUCUUCUCACCUUCUUGACUGAGACUAGAAUGGUGAAUGAAAGUGACACAAAGGUGCUCCUCCAGUCACGUCUAGAUGAAUUCUAUCAAGCCGAGACAGCCCUUACUGGAGAACCACGAGACAGGCUAAGCACGCCCUCGGGCCCGGUGGACGCAGCACUCGGCAUUGUUCUACAUUGCCAAUCUAAGAGGGGACCAGUUGGGGAGUUCUGGGACCCAGAAAGUCCGACUAUCCAAGCUCUCCUUGCGAAAGGCCUCAACUCCGACUUUGUUUUCGGUUUCGAUUGGCACUGGCGCGCCGAAGAAACUGCACGACGCCCCGGAAGAUCAACUUGCCCUACUCGUGUCUGGGCGUCCGAGAAGCGCUUACUGCACGACAAGUUGUCCUCGGACAUCCUUAACAUCCUCGACUUACCCUGGUUAAUUGUGGGAGGGUCCUGCGCAAAGUCUAGUUACCAAAGGACCCUUUUACCUACAUCCAGAUUAACAACUUUGAGCUUGUCGUCUACAAUUAAUAUUGAGAUCGAGCUAGAGUUCGGAACUGAUCAUCUCCGGCGCAUUACGCUAUAUAUCCCUCAUCCGUCAUCGGGUUUCUUUCAUCCCUCAUAUGCCUCGACAUACGCAACUAUUCUCGAUGCGGGUAUUAGUUUUUUUCUAUGGAUACAGUGUAAGGACGAUAGAGUAGGGUUCUUCACAGCAACGAAAUCGGUGACCUUACGAGGUAUCCCUGGUGCUGCCCCACUUCAAGAGCUGUACCAGUAUCGACAGCGCGAGGAAGUUCUAGGUAGAGCCCUUACUGAGAACGAAUAUCAAGCCACAUUCUUGAUCUGGGCGGCCAACUACCUAUCUCAACGUCCCUCUACUAUUCUUGACUGCGGGGACUCCCUAGCUGAUGCCCUUAUCAGGAAGAUUGGGAGUGCGAUCAGGGCAAAACAUGAAUCAAACGGACAUAACUAUACUUCGGCUGGGAGGAAAGGCCCAGCUGCACGCUACGGAUACAGCUUCAAGCAGUAUUGGGAUGGAGAACGUGUGUCCGUUACCCAGAAAGGGACGUUCAAAAUCUUUUUGUCUGCGGACCAACCAAGCCUAGAACUACGGGGGGGAAGGCCACUCGUUCGUCUAAUAUCGAAGUCUCCAGAACAUGUGACCAUUCAUUUCUCGGCACAGCUAGUCACGCUCAAACAAGAUGGACAAGUCGUGUUCCAAAAGGCCUGUGACCGCAUCGAGGAUGCGGAUCAGCGGAAGAGGUGGACGGAACAGGUCAAGGUUGAGUGCAGUAGGAACGCCAUCUCGGCGUCGACCAAGCAGGCUAAUUCAUAACUCGACGACUAGCACAAAACGCGACGUGGAGAUUCAUGUU